AUGCCUUCACUCGCUGAGGAUGCCUGGGUCAACCAGCAGGCCGUAACCCACGAGCUCUCCGAGAUCGAAGAUUGUGCCAUUGCCGUCGAUGCAACCUACUAUAUCCAGCAUUUCCUCGACUCGUCCCCUUCUCAUGAACCCCUCCUUCCGGCCCUCGGUGGCUUGACUGGCUUCCAGAGCCACAUUGAGAGUGACAUAGACCAAUGGCUGGCCAACAAAGUCACACCUCUGUUUGUGUUUGACGGACAGACCAUGAUCGGCCAGGAUGAGGUCUCGCUCGUGCGCGGUCUUCGCGCCAACGAGCGGACCAACCAGGCUUGGGAGCUGUACCGCACUGGUCAGGCCGAGAGCGCUGUGUCCGCCUUCGGUGCUAACAGUGGCGCAUUUCGGCCUCAGUCUCUCUACCACUUGCUACAAAGCAUCCUCAAGUCGCGCAACCUGCAUUUUCUGGUAGCGCCCUGCAGUGCCGCAGCUCAGGUUGCCUACUUCGAUCUGAUCGACUCGGACCAAUGCGGCGGCAUCAUGGGAUCGCAGGAGCUCCUGCUCUAUCCUAUUGGAGACAGCGUCAUCCGAUCUAUUGACUGGGCCGCCAAGACGGUCACUGCCAUCUCCAAGAAGCAGAUCAUCAAGUCGCUCGGGGUGAGCGAGCCCAUGUUCAUCGACGCCCUCCUCAUGACCGGCACCUCUUUCUUGCCCGUAUUCCCAGCUCUCCAGGACGGCACCGUCAACCCUCGCCAACCGACCGUCAUGGAUGCCAUCAACAUGCUGCGCGCGUCUGAUAAGUCGGUCGCGACUGCGUGUGCUUCUUUCAACGACAUCCUCCAGGCUCAGGACCCCAACUGGCUCGACAAGUAUCGCAAGGCCCGCAUGGCUGUCAAUCAUUUCAUUCAUAUCACUGAGAAAGGAGAGGUCAAGGUCAACGAGCUCGAUAGGCUCACCAAUGACAAUCACGAAUACCUCGGACUCCAGCUCCCACCUGAAUUAUUCCACUACCUCAACACCGGUCUCAUCAGCCCCCGCGUCAUGAGCUGGAUUACACAUUGCAAAAUCCUCGUGCUCCCCACUCUGGAUGGUGUUGCCACCCCCGAGUACAAGCAGCUCAUCUCGAGCCAGCUUGUGCCGGUCAAGGAGAUGACUCUGGGGCUCCUCAUCCCUCGUCUCAACCGCGGUAUCCAGCAUCGCGACGUGACUAUGCGUGUCUGGUACGACGAGAAAUUCACCCACAGCGUCAACCACCGCAACCUCCAGCCCUCGCCUGGACAACGUGCGGCAAGCUGGAAUGUUUCGGACGCAUCUAUCAAGGCCCACGUUCCCUCGUCAGCGUCGGGAUCCAUUGCCGCCGAGGUCGCCGCCCUCAAGAAGCCUGAAUUCGUAAAGUCGACUCUAGCCAAGGGUUCCAAGAGCACCCUGGACUCGGCCGACUCGAUCGUCUCCCUCUCCAUCUGGAGGCUUCUCCACCUACGCGACUACGUCAACGACGAGCACGAGCUGACGGCUUGGGGUCAGGCACUUUCCAAGGCACUGACCGCUAUUGAGCCGACUGUGAAGAAAUAUCCGGAAGUCGCAGGUCUCAACGAGGCCAUUCUUGUUGCAUUCGAGCUGCUUCGCUUCGAUCUGCUCAAUGCCAGGAACAAGCAUGAGGAGCUGUAUGGCAUGCCCAUGAACGGCAGCGAAGAAGACAUUGCCAGUCUGCUGCUACUCAGCCGAUGCGCAUCGCUGCUCAAGCUCAGGCACCAGGCCAACGGCUACACUGGUCCCCUGAGUAAGAAUUACCUGACCUACCGGUCCCUGGUCUCUGCUGUGCGCGAGGCGGACCGCGACCUGACCGAGUCCAUUGUGGCAUCCAUGUUCAUGUAUGGCCAAACCAAGCGCGAGCGUGACGACAACUGGCAGAUCAACGAUCGCCUUCCGUUCCUGAGGGAUCCUGAUGUCGCCCUGAGCAUCGCAGUCAAGACCCUUCUGGAUGAGCUGCCGGUAGACGAAGCCGCCGAGGAGCGUGCCGCGAGGAUCGAGGCCUUCCCUGCCAAGUUUGUCCCAUUUGCCACACACUUUGUCGAGGACUUGACCAUUUGCUACGCCCUCUUCGAUGCCAUCCUCGCUGGUGUCCGCUCGCUCGACGACAAGCUGGUGUCGGCGGCGGACAAGAAGGUUUGGGAGCAGACGAGCAAGUAUCUCCAGGCCAGGAGAUAG
Thyridium curvatum is the source of this 2190-nucleotide messenger RNA. RefSeq lists its product as uncharacterized. Gene Ontology annotation, molecular function: 5'-flap endonuclease activity; 5'-3' DNA exonuclease activity. Gene Ontology annotation, cellular component: nucleus. NCBI's taxonomy places the organism in Eukaryota, Fungi, Ascomycota, Sordariomycetes, Thyridiales, Thyridiaceae. The transcript has 6 exons. The coding region runs from base 1 to 2190 and encodes 729 amino acids. The record is from RefSeq and is a predicted model, not a curated record. Gene Ontology annotation, biological process: DNA recombination; mismatch repair; DNA double-strand break processing.